This is a messenger RNA of Perkinsus marinus ATCC 50983, 189 nucleotides long. RefSeq lists its product as hypothetical. The transcript is spliced from 3 exons. The coding region runs from base 1 to 189 and encodes 62 amino acids. The record is from RefSeq and is a predicted model, not a curated record. NCBI's taxonomy places the organism in Eukaryota, Perkinsozoa, Perkinsida, Perkinsidae.
AUGCCACUUUACAGUCUUGUUGAUUCCACGGUUGAGGUUGUUACCGAUGGCCACGCUUUCCCGGCUAGUGUGAAGGAGCAGGCAGCAACCGAAAUCGGCAUCAUAUUCGGCGGUCGCGACUUCGACAAUAAACCCUUGGAGGGAAUCAUUUCCGACUGCGCUACUAUGGCGGUCCAUGAUUCCAUUUAA